Papilio xuthus (Asian swallowtail) is the source of this 9145-nucleotide messenger RNA. RefSeq names its product ankyrin repeat domain-containing protein 17. Gene Ontology annotation, molecular function: RNA binding; protein binding. The transcript has 48 exons. Bases 195 to 8591 code for a protein of 2798 amino acids. The record is from RefSeq and is a predicted model, not a curated record. Gene Ontology annotation, biological process: innate immune response. Gene Ontology annotation, cellular component: cytoplasm. Lineage: Eukaryota; Metazoa; Arthropoda; Insecta; Lepidoptera; Papilionidae.
UUUAUCGCCAGAGGGAGAUAAUUGGUUAGCCUACUUGAAGCAUCCGGGAACCUCGCCAUAGUAGUAGACAUGGCGGGUAUCAACCUGGCUAAAUGACGAAAUAAAUUUUGUUUGCUAAUAUAAGAACGUGUUAAUUUCAUAGUAAAAGUGUUGAUACUGAAAGACUAAUUAAGUUGUAUUGGAUUAGGACAAAAAUGCAGAAUGUCGGACAGUCUGAAAACCGAAAUAUCGAUAAGGUGAAUGUGCAACUUGAUGUGGUAAAAUCAUCCACUCCUCAGAGUUCGGCUUCAAGUCCAGCCAAAUCUGAAACCGAAACGUAUUCUGGAGUGCCUGCCAAAUACAUGACGGACUCUUCGGAAAGCGAGGAUGAUUCUGUAUCCGAGAUCUUGCUGGCUUGUUUGUGCCUAAGCAGGCCAGACCUGUUGCAGGAGAUGGAAGAGGAAGCCGGUGCUGCGGAGUCAUCUAAGUUCCUACUCUCCCAUGAUGAUCCUGAAAGAGCAGUUGAUCCCGAGAUGCAAGCUCGGCUUGAAACACUCUUAGAAGUAGCUGGCAUCGGCAAGUUGUCGGGCGAGGGCAAACACCUCGCGGAUCCCGAGGUGCUGCGGCGGCUGACGUCGUCUGUGUCUUGCGCGCUGGACGAGGCGGCGGCCGCGCUGACGCGCAUGCGCAGCGACCAGCCCCCCGCGCACCACCGUCACCACCACCAGGAUAAACCUACACAAUGCGCGCUGAAUCUGAACGGCGGCGUGGUGGUGACGGGGGUAGGCGUGGGCGCGGACGGCGCACCUUCGCUGGCGGAGGCGUGCUCCGAUGGCGACGUGGGCACCGUGCGCAAGCUGCUCACCGAAGGCCGGUCCGUUCAUGAGACCACGGAGGAAGGCGAAUCCCUCCUUUCCCUCGCCUGCUCAGCGGGCUACUAUGAGCUGGCUCAGGUGUUGCUCGCUAUGCACGCCAGCGUCGAAGACCGCGGCAUCAAGGGUGAUUGCACGCCCCUGAUGGAGGCGGCGAGCGCGGGUCACGUGGACAUAGUGCGGCUGCUGGUGGCGCACGGCGCGGAUGUGAACGCGGUGUCGGGGUCCGGCAACACGCCGCUCAUGUACGCCUGCGCCGGCGGCCACGAGGACUGCGUGCGCGCGCUGCUCGACAACGGCGCCAAUGUUGAAGACCACAACGAGAACGGACAUACACCGCUCAUGGAGGCGGCGUCUGCCGGACACGUGGGCGUGGCUAAGAUCCUCCUGGAGCACGGUGCGGGCAUCAACACGCACUCGAACGAGUUCAAGGAGUCGGCGCUGACGCUGGCCUGCUACAAGGGCCACCUCGACAUGGUGCGCUUCCUGCUGGCGGCCGGCGCGGACCGCGAGCACAAGACCGAUGAGAUGCACACCGCCCUCAUGGAGGCCAGCAUGGACGGACACGUAGAGGUCGCACGCCUCCUGCUCGACUCCGGCGCACAGGUGAACAUGCCGACUGACAGCUUCGAAUCGCCCCUGACGCUGGCGGCGUGCGGCGGGCACGUUGAGCUGGCCAUGCUGCUGCUGGAGCGCGGCGCUAACAUCGAGGAGGUCAACGACGAGGGCUAUACCCCCCUCAUGGAGGCCGCCAGGGAAGGUCACGAGGAGAUGGUGGCGCUGCUGCUGGGUCAGGGCGCGGCGAUCAACGCGCAAACGGACGAGACGCAGGAGACGGCGCUGACGCUGGCCUGCUGUGGUGGCUUCCUCGAGGUGGCUGAUUUCCUUAUCAAGGCGGGCGCUGAUGCAGAGCUCGGCGCCUCCACGCCGCUCAUGGAAGCCUCGCAGGAAGGGCACCUUGAGCUCGUGAGGUACUUGCUGAACGCGGGCGCCGAUGUGCACGCGCAGACUCAGACGGGCGACACGGCGCUCACGUACGCCUGCGAGAACGGACACACGGACGUAGCAGACGUGCUGCUGCGCGCCGGUGCAGAGCUCGAGCACGAGAGCGAGGGCGGACGCACGCCGCUCAUGAAGGCCUGUCGCGCUGGACACGUCUGCACCGUACAGUUCCUCGUCGGCAAGGGUGCGGACGUGAACCGCAUGACGGCGAACGGUGAUCACACGCCGCUCUCGCUAGCGUGCGCAGGCGGGCACGCGGACGUGGUGAAGUUCCUGCUGGCGUGCGAUGCCGACCCCUUCCGCAAACUCAAGGACAACUCCACCACGCUCAUCGAGGCCGCCAAGGGCGGGCACACCGCCGUGGUCCAGCUACUGCUCGACUACCCCCACUCCGUCAUGUUGCCCAGAGGUAACCCAGCGAUAGAGGAUGGUAUGGGGUUGAGCAGCGCGCAGGCGGCGGCCCUGGGACUGUCGCACGCGCCAGCUCCGGGCGCGCCGGCUCAGCGUGCGCUACUGCCGGCUGCGCACGCGCAUACCCAUCCGCACCCGCACCCACACCCGCACCAGCAUCCACAUCCUCACCCCCACCCCCACCAUCCGCAUCCUCAUCCGCAUCCCCACACCCAUACCCACGCCAUUCCUGCUCCCGCGCCUGGCCCACCGCCUUCUCCCGCGCCCGCUCCGGUCGCGCUUCCUGCACCGGCUCCGGCCCCUGCGCCUGCGCCUGCUCCUGCUCCCGCGCCCGCGCCCUCUCCCGCGCCUGCGCCUACCUCUCUGGCUCCGUUUGCCCCCGCCCCAGCCACGCCGCCCGCGCAAGCCAAGUUGCAGACACCCCUUCCGGCACAAGCCCCCGACCUCUCGGCCAACUUUGCUAAAGUUUACCUCGAUGGUCGUAAAAAGCAAGGAGGCAAUGGAAACGGCAGCGCUGUGGCGGCGGGCUUCGACAAGGAUGCGCAGUACGCGUUCUAUGCGGGCAUGAUGGCCGGCUGGAGUGUCCCGCACGUCCCCACCCCGGCGCCCGCGCCCACGCCCACUCCGACGCCUGCGCCCACCGCAGUGGCCACGCCAACCGCCACGCCCACGGCCACGCCUCCCGCCGGCAAGCACAAGUGCCCACGCAAGCAGCGCGUCGCCCCGCCUCAGUCCGACCACCACCUGCCGCCCCCACCCGACAUACUCGAAGAACAGAUAUGCCAUCACAGUAUGGCUAAGUGUACCCCUCCGCCGGGCUUUACGUGGAGCGAUCUUAACAAGAAAUUUAAAAAUAAAAACCACAUUGAAAGAAAGCUAAAUCGAACCGAAGUGCUUACGGGUCAAUCUCGAAACACCGCACUACCUGACACGGAGAGGAACAUGCUCGAAUUAGCUGAUUCCUCUGGUCCGCCGACACUGGCCACGUCGGCGCUCCACGCACUGGACAUUCAGUUCUGCGCUCAAGGUGUGACGACAAUUCAUCCCCCCGCCACUCCACCGUACCCCCCUCCGCAACAUCUGUUCUCAGUGCAGCAACUAGCUACCAACCUCAACCAGCACCAACUCGAAGAGUUGCGGCAGCAGCUGCUGCAAAUCCAGCAUAAACAGCAGGAGGAGCAGCAGCAACAGCAGCUGCAACAACAACAGCAGCACCUGCAACAACAUCAGCUCCAGCAGCAGCAUCAGUUGGCGCACCAGCAGCAUUUGCACCAACAACAACACUUGCAACAGCAGCAGCAGAUGCACCAACAGCAGCAGAUGCAACAACACCAGCAUAUGCAUCAGCAUCAGCAACAGCAGUUGCAGCAACAACAACUGCAGCAGCAACAGCAGAUGCAACAUCAACAGCUACAGCAGCAACAAAAGAAACAGCACCAGCAACAACAGCAGCAGCAGCAAUUUACUCAAGAACAGCAAAGACCUGAACACUUUCUACCACAGCAGCAGCCGCAGCAGCAGCAGCAGCAGGUGGGCGAAGCAGGCGGCGGGUGCGUAGAGGCUCGCGAACUGAGCGCCGUGCUGCAGUAUCUGCAGCGAGAGGUGCCCUCCCUCGUUGCCUUGCCGCCGCACGAAUUGCGCUCCCUCGUGCUGCAGCAACAACAGCAACUGCAGCAACAGCACCAGCAGCAACUGCACCAGCAACAGCUGCAUCAACAGCAACAGCUGCAGCAACAACAACACAUGCAGCAACAACAGUUCCAGCAGCAUCAACAUCAACACCAACAUCAGCAUAUGCAUCAACAUCAUCGUCAUCACCAUCACCAUGCUGACAUGACGCAAAUGAACCCCGGGUGUCAGUACCGGGUGCGGCCGCCGUCGCCCGCGAGCGGUGCGAUGGGCGCGGCGGGGAUGCCGGCGGGCGUUGAGGACGCCGCCCACCACGACCUGCAGCCCUAUUUCGCUCUGCCACCUACCACCAACUUGCCAUAUGAAGACCACAGGUCGUUCGCAAAUGCCAACGUAAAUGCGGGUGUAAUGGGCGCAGGGGGCAUGACCGGUCCACCGCCGGGCAUGGGGCCGAUACCGGGCGCGCAGCAGCACGGCAAGCGCGAUGCGCCCCCGCACCACCCCAACAACGCUGUUGCUAUCAAGAAGAAGGGUCGUCUGAGUGGCGUGCGCGGGUCACGGGCCGAUUCGUUCGGAGGCGGUGCCGGAGCGGGUACGGUGGCGACCGCACAACCCGCGCCCGUCGCCUACUCCGCUAUGGAUGUGGACGGCGAGACCGACUCCAACCACGACACGGCGCUCACGCUCGCCUGCGCCGGCGGACAUGAGGACCUCGUCGAGCUGCUACUGGCUCGCGGCGCCGAUAUCGAGCAUCGAGAUAAGAAGGGAUUCACCCCUCUUAUCCUGGCCGCGACCGCGGGACACGAGAAGAUCGUUGAAGUGCUGCUGAACCACGGCGCGGACAUCGAGGCGCAGUCGGAGCGCACGAAGGACACGCCGCUGUCGCUGGCGUGCAGCGGCGGCCGCUACGAGGUGGUGGAGCUGAUCCUUAGCCGUGGCGCCAACAAGGAGCACCGCAACGUGUCCGACUACACGCCGCUCUCGCUCGCCGCCUCCGGAGGAUACGUCAACAUCAUAAGAUUGCUGCUGCACCACCAGGCUGAGAUAAACUCUCGCACGGGGUCGAAGUUGGGCAUCUCUCCGCUGAUGCUGGCGGCGAUGAAUGGGCACACGGCGGCCGUGCGGCUGCUGCUCGACUGCGGCUCUGACAUCAACGCGCAGAUCGAGACCAACCGCAACACCGCACUCACUCUCGCCUGCUUCCAAGGUCGUCACGAAGUGGUGAGCCUGUUGCUGGACCGUAAGGCGAAUGUGGAGCACCGUGCCAAGACGGGCCUGACGCCGCUCAUGGAGGCGGCGAGCGGCGGCUACGUGGAGGUGGGCCGCGUGCUACUCGACAAGGGCGCGGACGUCAACGCCCCGCCUGUGCCCUCCUCGCGCGACACGGCCCUCACCAUCGCAGCGGACAAGGGGCACAUCAAGUUCGUCGAGCUGCUGCUGCAUAGACGGGCGGCGGUGGAGGUGAAGAAUAAGAAGGGCAAUUCUCCGUUGUGGCUGGCGGCCAAUGGUGGUCACCUCGCUGUCGUCGAGAUGUUGUAUGCAGCUGGCGCGGAUAUCGACUCGCAGGACAAUAGAAAGGUAUCAUGCCUGAUGGCCGCUUUCCGUAAGGGCCACACCAAAGUAGUCAAAUGGAUGGUAGGAGUCGUCACGCAGUUCCCCUCCGACCAAGAAAUGACCAGAUACAUCUGCACGAUCUCAGACAAGGAGGUGCUGGAGAAGUGCCAGGAGUGUGUGCGCGUGAUCCGCGCGGCGAAGGAGACGCAGGCAGCGCGCGCUAACCAGAACGCCACUAUCCUGCUGGAGGAGCUGGACGCGGAGCGCUGCCGCGAGGAGAGCCGUCGUCUCGCCGCCGCGCGCCGCAGAGAGCGCAAGAAGAAGAAGAAGAUGGAGAAAAAGGAGGAGCGACGAAAGCUGCAGGAGGAGAACGACAAGAACUCGUUGUACUGCGAGAAGGCGCUAGGCGAGUGCUCUGAGGGCGGCGAGCCCGACGACGAGCCCGCCGCCAAGGAGGAGGGCGACUCCGGCAUCGACGCCAACUCGCAGGGUUCCUGUUCGUCAUCGGACGUGAAGGCUCCCCCAGCGCCUAGCACCAAGACCAAGAAAAAGAAGAAGGAGGACAAGACUGCACCCCCGCCCGCCGCGCCCCCCGCACCUCCCAACAAGAAACAACCCGAUAAGGCCAAAAGCAAGUUAGAAACGAAAGUGGAGAAAGAGAGCGUUGGUAAGACGGACAAGAAGCAAGAGAAGGAGAACGUGGCGCCCAGCUCUCCACCCGCCACGCCGGCCAAGCCCGCGCCGCGCACAGAGCGCAAAGAAAAAAAACCCGAAGAGGAUAUACCUAAGAGUAUAACAGUACAGAACGUAAACAAAUUCGGCAGUAGCUCGAGAAAGAGCCAAGUGUUUGAAUCGACACGACUUAAUGUGGACAAGGACGAUGUCGAUGCUAUAGACAAAACUAAAAAGAUACACACAAACCAUCAAUGGGAGAUGGAGGGCAAGAGCACAUCGCCGAAGAGCGGGUGUGUGACUGGACGGCGCGAGGAGGGCUGGAAGGAGGUGGUGCGCAAGUCCAGCGUGCAGACUCUCUCCGCCGUAGAGCCUGGGUGCAAGAAGGUAUCUGUGGGUUCGCACGCUAUCUCGCGUGUGAUUGGUCGCGCCGGCAGUAACAUCAACGCCAUCCGCUCCGCCACCGGCGCACACAUCGAGGUCGACAAGCAGGGCAAGGGACAGGGCGAGCGUAUCAUCACCAUCAAGGGUUCUGCUGAGGCGACAAAGCAGGCGGCGAGCCUGAUCGCGGCAAUGAUCCGUGACCCCGAGGCCGACAUCGCGCAGCUGCUGCCGCGCGCCAAGCUGCCCGCUCCGCCACCGCAGCCGCCGCAACCCAAGCCUCCCAAGCAACCGCCGCCAAAGUUGUUGUGCGAGCAGGCCGGCGCUGUGACCUCCACGAGCGGCCCGAGCGGCGCCGCCAACCGCGCUACGCCCACAUCGCGCGCCCCCGCCAAGCAGCACGCCGUAGCGCGCCCCGCCCCGCCGCGCCUGCACCCACAACCUAUCCCAGUGACCGAGAAGCGGACUGUGGUGUCAAGCGCGGCGAGCGGCGUACCGAGCAUGCCUACAACGAGCAGCGCCGCCGUGGCUAGCCCGGCCAGCGCGCCUACCAAGCCUGGCGCCCUCUCAUACACGGGCGCGAUUGUUGGUGCGCGCGGACACACCUUCGCAGCCAAGGUGGCGCCCGCAACCGCGUCCGUCGGUGCCCCGCCCCCAGACAACAAGCCACAUACACAGACAGCGACGGCAGCAAGCAGCCCCGGCAGCAGCGCAGCGCCACUUGGAUCCCCACUAAAGACGCGCGAGUCUCCACCAGCGCCCACACCCAACAAGGGUGAGGAGGCGGCGCACAGUCCUGAUGGCAGCUGGCCGCAAUCCGCCCCAGACGAUACGCCCACCUCAGCCGCUCUGCACAUCAACACGACGCCCCAGUCUAGCGGCGGAGGCGGCGGUGGCGGCGCGCCGGAGUACUCGCUGUUCAAGGACCUGUCGAUCGCUGCGGGCGGCAGCAUGUGGGGCGCCGGCGACGCGCACCACACCGUCGAACCCUUGCCGCCACAGACGAUGUCGUGUCCGGUGGACGCGAGCAAGGCGCCUGGGUACCGCGGCGGUGCUGGCGGAUGUUCGCCGUGCUCGCGCGCUUCCUCGCACGGUUCCACUCCACCGCCGGCGUAUGCACCGACCGCGGCCCCGCCCACGCCCGCGUAUCAUGCUCCCAUGCCCAUCGGUCCACCGCCGCAUCAGCACCAGCACCAACAGCAGCAUCAACAACACCAACAGCAUCAGCAGCUGCCGCCGGCAUCGCUGGGCAACACUGUGAACGCAAUGGAUUUAAGCGGCUUAUCUCGCAACGGACCCAUCUACCAACAAGACAACUCAAGAAAUGGACACAACAUGAUGCCGGUGUCGAUGUCGGGCAACGUGGGCGGUGUGGGCAGCGUGGGCAUGAGCAGCGCGGCACUGGGGCUGGGCUACGUGGGCGUUGAGGGCGUGUCUCGCCUCAACCCCCGCGCCCCUGACUUUGCACAGCGCCAUCCCCUGCUGCAGCACAAGCAUGCCGCACAGCAGCUGUUCGCGGGCGGUAACAACGCGGGCAACCUGAGCACACUGCUGAUGUCAUACCAGCAGCCGGCUCCCAAGACCGCGCAGCACACCCCGCACUCCUCCCACACCCCGCAUGCACCGCACACGCCGCAGCCACACCACCCCUACCAGUCGCUGCUGGAGCGUGGAGUGGGUGGCGGCGGAUGGGGCGAAGAAGAAGAACGCAAGCCCCGCCCCAUCGGCACGGAGCGCGCGUGGAAGCUGACUGCCGGCGAGGACUGGCCGCACUCCGCGCACGCGCACGCGCACGCGCAUGGGUCGCAGCAUCACGCGCACCUACCCGACCACGAUAGAUACCAGGGUGUGAGCGGGAUGAGCGGAGUAGGCAUGGGCGGCGUGGGGGGUGUGGGCGGAGUAGGCGUAGGCUCUCACGGGCUGGAGGCGUACGGGGGCGGCGCUGCGGCGGCCGCGCUGUCUCUGAUGCACGCGCUGCCGCUGCACUAUCUGCCGUCGGAGCAGCCGCCGCAGCACUGGGACCAGCAGCAGCACCCCCAACAGCACCACGCCGCUGAAAAACAGCAAACGUGGAGCAAGUGGACGCACUAAGCGACGUGGGCAGCAACCUCGAGGAUUAUAUGUAACUGUAACCCUUGAAUCGGUGUAGAUAUUAGUGAGAAAGAAUUAUAUUAUACAGAUUAUCUAUAUACAUAAUAGAGAAAAUGUCCUAUCGAGAUGAGACCCGUACUGUACGACCGACUGAAGUGUAAGCGAUACUUGUGCCAGUCGAGGGGCAGCAGUGCCGCCGCGCAGCCCGCACUGCCCGCACUGCCAGCACUCUAUACUAUGUGUUACGGCAUAAUAACAUAUUCAUUUUGGAUGAUACGCAAACUGGCCGAUUAUUAAACGUGUAUUAAUAAAUUUGCUUGUACAUGAAGAUUAAAUAUCAUAUAUUGAUGCACUGUACCAACUGCUGUUUUUAAUACCACCUACUCUAUAUCUCUCUAUAUUCUCGAUAUUUUUUUUGUUUCUUAAAUAGGUUUUAUUUGGGUAAUGUGUAUAUUUAACUUAAAUUAUUUACCGAGCAGCUGCUUGUGUCUCGAAUACAAUGAAACGCGAAUUGCGCGGUAAGUUAUAGGCAAAUAAAGCGAUGUCGAAAUAUA